UUCUUUUUACCAUACAUGUGGUAUUGCUUCUGCUCUCGUUUCAAUAGAUUUAUGUCUAAGAGGUACAGGAAUAAGGACCUCAGAGAAAAUUAUUGCCGUAACCCAGACAACUCCACGGAUGGUCCAUGGUGCUUCACCACUGACCCCAGGCCACACCUCAGACACCAGGAGUGUGGCAUUCCACUAUGUUCGCAGGUUGAAUGUAUUACCUGUAAUGGGGAAGAUUACAGAGGACCGAUGGACUAUACAGAAAGUGGAAAAGAAUGUCAACGUUGGGACCUGAAUGAACCACACAAGCAUACGUACCACCCCAAAAGGUUCCCUGACAAAGGCUUACAUGAUAACUACUGUAGGAACCCUGAUGGACGACACAGACCCUGGUGCUUUACCACAGACCCAAACACGCCAUGGGAGUACUGCAACAUCAAAGUCUGUGAAACACCACAUAAAAGUCCUGCGUUAGAGACAACCGAGUGUUACGAGAGCAGAGGAGAGGGUUACAGAGGCACAGCAGACAUGACACCCAGUGGACUCGCCUGCCAACGCUGGGAUUCUCAGUAUCCCCAUAAUCACACAUUCUUACCUGAAGUCUACCCUUGCAAGGACUUGAGAGAGAACUAUUGUCGGAAUCCAGAUGGUCAAGAAUCCCCCUGGUGCUUCACUACAGACCCAAGAGUACGCAGAAUGUUCUGCUCCCAAAUCCCUCAGUGUGGCACCCAGAACACUCUUGUCAGUGACUGCUUCAUGGGCUUUGGAGAAAAUUACCAAGGAGAGCAGUCAAGGACUAGAUCAAACCUGCCCUGUGCUCCCUGGAGAGAUCACAGCAACAGUGGAGAGCGAGGCAUGCUAUUGUCUGGUCUGGAAGGGAGCUACUGCAGAAAUCCUGAUAAGGAUAAACAUGGUCCUUGGUGUUUCACCAACAAUUCUGCCAUUAGAUGGGACUACUGCAACGUAAAACCUUGCAAUGUCUUACAGAACACCAUUCCAGCAGUAUUUGUGGUUGAGCCAACCCCUGUGAGGUGUUUUGUCCAUAAAAGACCCAGGAUUGUGGGUGGGGCUCCGGUUGGAAUAUCAGACGGCAGCUGGAUGGUUAGCAUUCAGAAAGGAUCUGUGCACUGGUGUGGUGGUUCACUUAUACGAGACGAGUGGGUUCUUACUGACAGACAAUGCUUCUCUUCCUGCGUUCCAGAUCUCAGUGAGUACAGGGUGUGGUUGGGACUGUCUGAUCUUCGAGAAGGAUCCCCUGACAGAUCUAAAAGACAAGAAGUCAGAAUAGCUCAAGUGAUAUGUGGUCCCAGCGGAUCGAGCUUAGCCCUCCUGAGGCUCUCAAAACCUGCCCGUCCUGCUGACAAUGUCCACACAAUACAGCUGCCUUUGGCUGGAUGCUCUAUCCCUGAAGGAACGAUGUGUAAAAUGUAUGGAUGGGGAGAGACAAAAGGUACUGGCCAUGAAGAUAUCCUAAAGGCAGUCGAAUUGCCCAUUGUUGGAAAUAAUAGGUGCAGAGAAAUGCAUAGAGGAAACUUCCAUAUCACCGACACCAAGAUCUGUGCAGGAGGAAAAAGGAAUGAAGGAGUAUGUGAGAGGGAUUAUGGAGGCCCGCUUGUGUGUCAGGAUGGAGAUCUCAGAGUUAUUGUUGGCAUCAGUGUCCAUGGCAGAGGCUGUGCUCGAGCUAACCAGCCUGGCAUAUUUGUAAAUGUGCCCUUUUACACUCAGUGGAUUUACAAAGUCUUCCGAUAUUACCCGAACCCUGAGAUCGCUUAGAAACUAGAAUAAAACAAACUACCAGGGAACAUUGCUUCAUUACCUCCAGCCGUGCACUCGGGACAUCUGGUUCCUGUGACUCGGACACCUGCUGGGUCUGCAGCUGAAGAUGAAUGUCUGAGGAAGCAUUUACAGUAUGAUGUCAAAUUCAAAAUCUUUAGCAAAUACCAUACUGAUAGUACUGCGGAAGUCGCUGAUGGUCCAUUGCAAAGAGGAAAAUGUGUUAAAUAUGAAUCUGGGUAGAAGCAGAAACAUAAACAGAGGUGUGAUAAAGUAUGUGAACCCUAAAUCUGUUUCAAUUAUUGGAACAACUAUUAACUUGACAAAGAUAAUCAAAUCAAUACAAAAGAACAAUUUUAAAAUAAUUCAUUUAUUAAAGGAAGAACAUACUCUGACAAACCUGAGCCUUGGUAGAAAGGUUAUUGCUGGCUGUUUUUCUGGUUAAUGUAUGAAUUAACUUUGAUUACCCACAUCUAAAAGUUAAAUUGCACUAGCCACACCAGGUAUGAUUUUUUGGCAGACCUGAAGAAUCAAGAAACAGAUACGGAGAUAUCAUAAAAGACAACCCAACAUCCCCUGACCUAAAGUAAUUCAGGAACUGAUGAGGAAUCAAUAAAACAAUGAUAUAUCUCAGUUAAUGCUCUAAAGUUCCACAAAGUUAUUUCUUAAAGUUGGGGUUCUCAGCAGACCACAGUAAGGGUAAUUUUUUCACAAUUGCCAAGAUAUUUCUAAAGGUUGACUUUUAAUUGCAGGGGCCAGAAGAUCUAAAUUUCUAGGAGUGCAUAACCAGGUUACCAAAGAACCUAGAACAACACAUAAGUAAUAUAGGCCUCAACACUUGACUCAACUAUAGAAUGGUAAACCUAAAGCAUCAUUGAUGUGUAAGGGUUAAAAAAAAAAGAAAAUCAUUUUGAAAAACACUUAUAUUACCUGGGACUGCAUACCAAAACCAGGACAAUAGAUUUCUGUAGUUAAUAAAAAACAAUCAAUUUUAGCAGAAGGCUCUGAAACAGUGCCAUCCAUUGUUUUGUGCCCUCAGCAUCUAUGUUGUAGAGUGACCUAUGAUGCUAUGUUUUGACCUAAUUAGUGAGGGCACUAUUUAUUUCAGGCCAUGCUAGCGUUUAUGAAUAUUUCCUUAAUAAAUAGAACUGUCUAUUUAAAGUAUUCUUUGUGCCUGGUCAAAUUUUCAUUAACUGAUACAAAGAUGUGUUGAAAAAAGCAAAGAUGGAGGUGAUCUGUCGAUUUUCACUGAAUUUCCACCUGUCCACUGUAGAAGUGUGUUUGUGAAUUCUCAAAUCCUGGUAUUACUUGAAUAAAUUUAAGACCAAAUGCUGGGCCAAUUAAAAUAAUAUCCAGUGGUAGAGCAUGUUUAAGGACACUCCAUAUGCUUCCUAAGGGCUUAAGUAAAUAGGUCCUUUAUGUAAAUAGUUUUUAAAAAAGUGCAUUUGUGACACUCUCAAUGUAAUUUAGGUCUUAUAGAUCUACAAAAUGAGAACAUUAAUUUUGUGGCAAGCAGUUAUAAGGAACAGUAAUGAAAGUGCUUUUUUACAGAAAAUUCUUCCUGUCGUGUUUCUGACUAAUAAUCUUGUCAAUUCUGCAUUGUAAUCACAGCGCCUUGGAAUGUAUAUAUGUGGCGCUCUGUGCACGAAUAAAAGAAGUGCCCAGCCUUUUAACUUAAAUUACCAUUUAUAUGUAUGCUUAUGCUUAUGCAUUCUGCAUAAUUUUUAACAGUUCAGGUCUGCUCCUUUAUGGUUGUUGCCGGUUUGUCUAUUUCUUCAUUAGUAAAUGAGCAAAAGAACAUGUCAUCAAGACAGGUGAACGGUCUCUUAAUUGAACAUGAUAUACAUUCAUGGAGAAAAUCUAUGUUUUACAUGGACUGCAUCCUGAGAAAAUCAUUAAUUACCGGUACCCUUUUUUUGCUCAUUAUAGGUUAUAUAUCUUAGAGCAAGAAAUAAAAAAACAAAACAAGGGUGGUUUAAUAUUUUCUUUUUCAUGACUCAAUUAAUGAAACACUGAAUGCUGUUUUCAAGCCUUUGUGUCUGUUAAUUUUUUACCGAAACAAUUUGGUAAAAAAUUGACAUGACAUUUAACAUCACUGUAUUAGAUUACAAAAGAGAAAGAUUUACUACAGAGAUGUGGGCUUGAUUAAGAGCAUGCUUCAUACCUCCUUAAACGUUAUUAACAAAAAAUUGUUUUUCUUAAACGUACAAUCCAAUUUAUUUAAUAUGAUUUAUAAUUGGAUUAAUCUUUAUCUCUGGAUUGUAGUGUGGAUGAGGAGUACUACUGAAGUACAUCUGUUUAUACAGUACAUCU
This is a messenger RNA of Cyprinodon variegatus (sheepshead minnow), 4074 nucleotides long. RefSeq names its product hepatocyte growth factor-like (gene hgfb). NCBI's taxonomy places the organism in Eukaryota, Metazoa, Chordata, Actinopteri, Cyprinodontiformes, Cyprinodontidae. Gene Ontology annotation, biological process: positive regulation of protein phosphorylation; proteolysis; hepatocyte growth factor receptor signaling pathway. Gene Ontology annotation, molecular function: serine-type endopeptidase activity; signaling receptor binding. The coding region runs from base 16 to 1761 and encodes 581 amino acids. The transcript has 14 exons. The record is from RefSeq and is a predicted model, not a curated record.